Molecule: messenger RNA, 417 nt
Organism: Penicillium macrosclerotiorum
Lineage: Eukaryota; Fungi; Ascomycota; Eurotiomycetes; Eurotiales; Aspergillaceae
Product: VOC family protein
Exons: 4
Coding region: 1-417 (138 amino acids)
Source: RefSeq, a predicted model, not a curated record
AUGGCCGCCAUAUUUACUGUCCAGUCCUUGGAUCAUCUCGUACUUACGGUCCGGUCGAUUCCGGAGACCGUGGCGUUCUAUACAAGUCAUUUAGGCAUGCGGCACGAGGUUUUCACCUCGCCCGCCAACCCCGCUGUGCAAAGAAAUGCUCUCCUUUUUGGAAGCCAGAAAAUCAACCUUCACCAAUCGAAGAAGGAGUUUGAGCCCAAAGCGCAAAAUGUCAUGCCAGGAAGUGCCGAUCUGUGCUUCUUGACGGAUGAAAUUGUGGAGAAAGUCUUGCAGGCAUUCCGAGAAGCGAAAAUCGAGGUUCUGGAAGGUGGUAAGGUUGUCGAAAGAACAGGAGCCAUUGGAAAGAUUCGGAGCGUUUAUGUGAGGGACCCUGAUGGAAACUUGAUCGAGAUUUCGAACUAUGCAUAG